This is a messenger RNA of Coccinella septempunctata (seven-spotted ladybird), 931 nucleotides long. RefSeq lists its product as uncharacterized. The coding region runs from base 60 to 857 and encodes 265 amino acids. The record is from RefSeq and is a predicted model, not a curated record. NCBI's taxonomy places the organism in Eukaryota, Metazoa, Arthropoda, Insecta, Coleoptera, Coccinellidae. The transcript is spliced from 4 exons.
AGCAAGGUCAUAAAACUGAAACUGUCGUCAGUAGGUAAAAUGAUUUUGCGAAUCUAGAAAUGAUUCACCCUUCCGUUUUUCUUCUGAGUGCGAUUCUCAUGAUCGUGUCGGUUUGGUCUAGUAGAGUGCUAGAAAUUGAGAAUCCUAAGUGUUGUGGACGGGAAUAUCAGUCUCUUUACCGCAUAUAUGAUAAUAAAGGAACAACAAAUUUUCAGGCGGUAAUUCAGAAGGGAGAAAAGUUUCAUUUGAAUAGAAUUGGCAAGAGUGCAGUUCCGAUAAAUAAAGUGGAUAAACAGGGAGUUUAUAUAAGAGAACUGAUAGAAAAUAUUUUGCCCACUAUAAUCAAUGGUUCUAUUCAAAGAGGAAAAUCAUUAAGAUCAGAUUUAGAGGCUUUUGCAACUGCAGUAUCGGAGAUUGUUCGUACCGAGUUCGAUGAUAUUUUUUAUGGGUUUUCAAGCACGCCGACACUACAACAUAGCUCCGUACAUAUUAUUAAAGCAAAGAACUACACACUGAAAAGAAUCAACAUAGAAGUGGAAAAUGUAUUAAUCAAAAUUGAAGAAAUUGUGAAAGCGUUAAAUGGGACACACAAAAAAUUAAAGAAUAAUUAUCGAAAAUGUUUAAUGAAAAAUGGAUGUCUCGAUGAACAUUCAUCAUUUUUCCAUGAGUUUUUCAAUAUUAUGUCAAGAUUGAAGAUGUCUUUCGAAGACUGGAACACUUUGGAGAGGAAAACGAAAGAAAAUAUAUCGAUGUAUUUGUCCAAUUUCAGGAAAAAACUGAAUAAUUCGAUCACCAAGUUAACAAAUGAACAAAGAACCAGGACACAGUUUUCCAUCCAGAAGGAAGUCAACAACUAGAGUUCAUGGGCCGCUGAGGGCGUAAAGAAAACUGUCGAUGCGCAGAAAAUACGAGAUGAAAAACUCCGAACAAC